This is a messenger RNA of Dreissena polymorpha, 3907 nucleotides long. Its product is annotated as homogentisate 1,2-dioxygenase-like. Gene Ontology annotation, molecular function: homogentisate 1,2-dioxygenase activity. Gene Ontology annotation, cellular component: cytoplasm. The record is from RefSeq and is a predicted model, not a curated record. The coding region runs from base 180 to 1532 and encodes 450 amino acids. NCBI's taxonomy places the organism in Eukaryota, Metazoa, Mollusca, Bivalvia, Myida, Dreissenidae. The transcript is spliced from 16 exons. Gene Ontology annotation, biological process: L-phenylalanine catabolic process.
UCAACCAUUUAACCUCAAAACAUAACUUUUACAAAACAGAAGCAAGAAGAUUGGCUAUAAAAGAGCACGUUCAGCCAUCUCAUAAGUCAUUCCAAUGAGGAUGACAUGUACAUAAUGGACGUCAGUGAAUUUGAUUCAGUAUUAGAUUUGUUAGGAGAGCAGGAUGAGGAGGAGAAAUUAUGUACCUCAGUGGGUUUGGUAAUGAGUUUGCCACAGAAGACCCCCGCUGCCCAGGGGCCUUACCUGAGGGCCAGAACAAUCCCCAGAAGUGUGCAUAUGGGCUGUAUGCAGAGCAGCUGUCAGGAUCUGCCUUUACUGCUCCCAGAAAUUCCAAUGUUAGAAGCUGGUUAUAUCGAAUAAGACCCUCUGCGGUACACACACCUUUUGAAAAGAUGGAUCGAGGUAGAAUGACUGAUGAUUGGAACAAUGUACAUCCAAAUCCCAAUCAGUUGCGAUGGCAUCCAUUUGACAUUCCCAGUAUGAAAGACCAUGCAGUGGACUUUGUUCAGGGCCUGUCCACUGUGUGUGGGGCUGGUGACCCAAUGUCUAGGCAUGGAGCAGCCAUCUACAUUUACACUUGUAACUCACCCAUGGGUGACAGGUGCUUCUACAGUUCUGAUGGAGAUUUUCUGAUUGUGCCCCAGCAAGGCAGCCUGCUCAUCACAACAGAGUUUGGCAGGAUUCUGGUGGAUCCCAAUGAAAUAUGUGUCAUCCAGCUGGGUAUGCGUUUCAAUGUGUCAGUGACAGGGGAGUCUCGUGGCUACGUUGUUGAGGUGUUUGAUGGCCACUUCCAGCUCCCUGACCUGGGACCGAUUGGGGCUAAUGGACUUGCCAACCCACGUGACUUCCUAACCCCAGUUGCCUGGUAUGAGGACAGGGAGGUCCAAGGUUUUGAGGUCAUCAGCAAGUAUCAAGGACAUCUGUUCAGGGCACUACAGGACCAUUCACCCUUCGAUGUGGCUGCCUGGCAUGGGAACUAUUGCCCAUACAAGUACAACCUGAAGAACUUUAUGGUGAUCAACGCAGUGGCAUUUGAUCAUGCAGACCCGUCCAUCUUCACAGUGCUCACCUGUCAGUCCAACAAACCAGGGACCGCUAUUCUAGACUUUGUCAUUUUCCCUCCAAGAUGGGGCGUUACUGACAAGACGUUCCGCCCACCAUACUACCACAGAAACUGUAUGAGUGAGUUCAUGGGGCUGAUACUUGGAAAGUAUGAAGCCAAGGAGGCGGGUUUCCAGCCUGGUGGCUGCACUCUACACAGCAUGAUGACACCUCAUGGACCAGACGCCCAGUGCUUUGAAAAGGCUUCCAAUGAGGACCUAACUCCAGUCAGAGUGGCAGACGGCACCAUGGCAUUUAUGUUUGAGUCCUCACUGAGUUUCCGUGUGACAGAGUGGGCUAACAAGACAAAGGUUGAUGAGGCCUACUACACUUGCUGGCAGCCGCUUGCUAAGCACUUCUCACUGACUGAACAGUCCCCCUUGGCCAAGACUGAAACAGACUCUCCCAAGAAGAAAAAACAGAAGAUGUAAGCAGCUGCAAAUAGCAUGUGAGGCAACUGUUCUAGACAACAGCCUUAGCCUUGUGGACAGCCAGACACCUUAAUUGCCUUAUAUAAUUUGCUUGGCUUUUUAACACUAAAUUAAGCAAACUUAUGAUGACUGAUACUUAAACCCUUAUGGCACCAAAUUUCUAUACAGAAAUCCUUCCAAGCGCCAAAUUAAGUACUGAUUAUUCUUAGAAAUGUUACACCAGUAAUAAAACACCUACAACUUCACAUUUGUUAAAAUUUUCUCAGUAGUUGUAUAAAAAAAAUACAUAUAUUUUUUAUUAUAUGAAAUGUAUUAAAAAAGCAAACAUAUACUAGCAUGUUUUAUAUGGAUAUUGAUUUCAAGACAAUAAAAGUGGAUGGUUACUAACCAUGAUUGGUUCAAAACAGUUUAGUCACUUAAGUUAAAGAAUCGUUAACUCUUUCAUCAGAAAUGUUCAAAAGUCAAUGUCCGGAAUAUAACAUUGUCACUGUCAUUCAUUUAAAUAUCCACUUCCCCCACAUUUCUUCAAAAUUUUCAUCUCUGAAAAUUAUUUGUGCAAAAAGCAGUCUGUAAUUCUCUGUUUCAUCUAUAAUAUUUAUUACACAACUUAACUAUCAUACUGGAUUUCUGGUUAUACAAAAAUACCAAAACAAAGCCUUGUUUCAAAAUAAAUGUGGGGAAAGCUGGUGCCAAAUGAAUUAAAAUAGCAAGAUAGAUGACAAAACAACCCUUUAAUUGACUUCCCAGUAUUAUUGUAUUGUAUGUAAACAAAUAUAUGUUAACUUAUAAAUGGAUCUUGUCAGCAUGUAUUGCCUUAUCUGAAGUAUAGACCAUAGAUUUUAAAAUAUAAUAGAAACCCAUAUUAGAAGCGUUACUUUUGCAGUCAAAGAAUGAAUGAUCAAAUUAUAAGACUUUUUUUUAAGAUCAUGAACAUUUACUUAUCAUGAAAUACUGAUCAUUAUAUGAACACUGGUCUUUUUAUUAUAUCAUAAUUAUGUCUAGCAUGAUGAAACACAUUGGUGUGCACAAUCAUUAAAUAAAAUACAGUAGGUAAAUAUUCAACAUACCCGUUGUAAAUUAAAUAUUAUUUUCCAUAUUUAUAAUAUGUUAUACAUUGAAGUUGUAUGUGUUGUGGGUUUUAUUUUUUUUAUUGUUUUCAAACUAUUGAAUGCUUUUACUUAUAUACAUGUAGAUUGUAUAUAUGUAUGUGCCAUUAUUUUGUAUAAACAGAUAGUUAUAUCUGAAUAAGCUUCAAUUAAUCUCAAACAAUUAAUUUCCCCAAAAGGCUCAAUGUGUGUAAAGUGUAUGUAGCAUAUUAAUGAAGUACCAUAUAUCUAUAAAUGUGAUUGCUCAAUUUGUAUAUAUAUGUCAUAAUUCUUGUCAAAAUUAAAUGUAGUUUUUAUCUCCACUGGCCAGAGGCCAGCGGGGCUUAUGUCAUGGUCCUGUGUCUGUCGUGCGUGCGUGCGUCCGUGCGUGCGUUAACUUUUCCUUUAAACAUCUUUUUCUCCUAAACCACAGGUCCAAUUCUGAUGAAAUUUCUCAGGAAUGUUCCUGGGGUGAACCUCUGGUAUGUAGAGACAUCUAAUAGUCCUCUACCAAAUUUGUUCAAAUUAUGCCCCUGGGGUCAAAUUGACCCUGCCCCGGGGGUCACAAAAUUGAAAAUUUGCUUAUAUAAGGCCUAUUUUGUGAAAACUUUCAAAAUCUUGUCGUCCAUAACCAUUUGGCCUAGGGCUAUCAAAUUUGGUAUGUAGAGACAUCUAAUAGUCCUCUACAAAAAUUCUUCAAAUUAUGCCCCUGGGGUAAAAUUUGACCCUGCCCCGGGGUCACAAAAUUGAACAUAUGCUUAUAAAGGGUAUAUUUUGUGCAAACUUUCAAAAUUUUCUUGUCCAUAACCAUUGGGCCUAGGGCUAUCAAAUUUAGUAUGUAGAGACAUCUAACAGUCCUCUACCAAAUUUCUUCAAAUUAUGCCCCUUAGGUCAAAUUUGACCCUGCCCCGGGGGUCAAACAAUUGAACAUAUGCUUAUAUAAGGUCUAUUUUGUGCAAACUUUCAACAUUUUCUCGUCCAUAACCAUUGGUCCUAGGGCUAUCAAAUUAGUAUGUAGAGACAUCUAAUAGUCAUCUACCAAAUUUCUUCAAAUUAUGCCCCUGGGGAACAUGUGCUUAUAUAAGGCCUAUUGUGGUAAAACUUUUAAAAUCUUUCUGUCCAUAACCGUAUGGUAUAGGGCUACCAAAUUUUGUAUGUAGUGACAUGUAAUAGUUCUAUUCUUAGUUUGUUCAAAUUAUGCCCCUGGGGUCAAAUUUGAAACUGCCCCGGGGGUCACAAAAUUGAAUAUAUUCUUAUAAGGGGCUUAUUUUGUGAAAACUUUAAAAAUCU